AUGGCCCAGAAAAAUAACUUUCAAUUCUCCAUCAGGGAAUAUAGGCCCUCGGAUCAACAUGUGGUCACGUCGCUCUUGCGACGGGAACAUGUGUACCCGGCUUUCUUCAAGUCCAUGAGCCACCCCGACCACAUUGGAAUUGCUCUGAGCAUUUCCAUGGCUGGUUAAGUCCUUGGAGGCAGCUCCUACUUCCAAGCUCUACUCUUCGGCAGUGCGUGGGCCGGCCUCAUCGACUACUGCUGCCACGAGAUCUACGACGGCUGCGUGGCGAGGAGGCUGCGCACAGACAUGGCUGACAUCGGAGCCAACUACCUUGAAAACCCCGAUAACGGUUUCUGGGUGGCGGAGGCGGAUGUCAGAGGCCGGUCCAAGGUGGUGGGGAUGGUGGCAGUGACGGGGAAAGGGGGAGGGGAGGAAGGCGAGCGCUUCGAUGAGCGCAACGGUGGACCCACGGGAGGAGGGGAGGAGUUCGCCCAAGACGCUGGUGACGGGAGUUACAGCGAGAUGUCCCACUUGGUUGUGGUGUUUCCAUGGCGGCGCAAAAACCUGGGUCCACAGCUCAUGAGGAAGGCCCUUGAUUUCUGCAAAGAGCGAGGAUAUGCCCGCCUCGUUCUGGACGUCAGCGAGCCACAGAAGGAAGCCAUUUCCCUGGACCACAAAUGUGGUUUUGUUCAAACUGCAUCCCACAGCAACACACACGCUAAUCGCUUGUUCUCCAAACUGGCCAGAAUCAAUGUGAUGCGAAUGGAGAAGUUCAUUUGAUGAACUUUAGACCUCGGCUGCUGGUACAACCCUCCACUGUACAUUGAGAAAAUAUCAGUUAAUUUAUGCUUCUUGUCUCAUUUAGUGCAAAACAUAUUUCCGUUUAUAUCUCCAGCUGGUUAUCAUGGUAGUUUUUAAAAAUAUACAUUAAAUGUGCUGUUUUUUAA
Pseudoliparis swirei is the source of this 929-nucleotide messenger RNA. RefSeq names its product N-acetyltransferase family 8 member 3. NCBI's taxonomy places the organism in Eukaryota, Metazoa, Chordata, Actinopteri, Perciformes, Liparidae. Gene Ontology annotation, molecular function: N-acetyltransferase activity. The record is from RefSeq and is a predicted model, not a curated record.